Molecule: messenger RNA, 489 nt
Organism: Saxophila tyrrhenica
Lineage: Eukaryota; Fungi; Ascomycota; Dothideomycetes; Mycosphaerellales; Extremaceae
Exons: 3
Coding region: 1-489 (162 amino acids)
Source: RefSeq, a predicted model, not a curated record
AUGCAGACCAGACAAGCAACGCCAAAAGAGCAGGAGCUCAUCGAUGAGGUGCUGUCGCUGUACCAGCUCAAGCCCACGGACAAAUCAUAUUGCCAUUACAAGCCUGAUGCAGUAUUCCAUGAUCCUGUAUCUAUUGCACAGGGUUUGGAUAGCAUCAAGAGCCAGUUCAAUGGCAUGCCCAAGCUCUUCGAACGCUCCGACACACAGCAGUGCGUGGUAAUCGAUGACGGGAAACCGGAUACGCUCGCUCUGAACCUCACGCAACACUACGUCUUCAAAGGCGGUAAGACCCCCGAGAAGACCCUCAACAGCAAAGUCACGCUCAAGCUCGACCCGCAAGGCAUGAUCGAGCACCACGAGGAGGAAUGGGACCACCAGCCAAACAAAUCGGCUGACGACGGUUUCAUGGGGAGGUUGCAGGAGUGGCGGAAGAAGGCUGAUGCGAAGAUGGUUGAGGCGGGAGUGAGCAGCGAUCCGAAGAAGAUUUGA